Perca fluviatilis (European perch) is the source of this 5195-nucleotide messenger RNA. RefSeq names its product protocadherin-1-like. The record is from RefSeq and is a predicted model, not a curated record. The transcript is spliced from 3 exons. Gene Ontology annotation, molecular function: calcium ion binding. Lineage: Eukaryota; Metazoa; Chordata; Actinopteri; Perciformes; Percidae. The coding region runs from base 1262 to 4324 and encodes 1020 amino acids. Gene Ontology annotation, cellular component: plasma membrane. Gene Ontology annotation, biological process: homophilic cell-cell adhesion.
GAGAGAGAGAGAGAGAUUACAGGGGGAAAGCAGACAGGUAGAGACAUUUAUUUACUAUAUAUAUAUAUAUAUGGAUGGACAUGGAGGGAGAGGAAUCUGGCAGUUAGCUAGUGUUUUAGACCGUUUGAAGUCAAAGAGUAUGGCGGAUAUGAAUCCUAUCAAGAAUGUGAGUGAACGUUUAUUUGUAUUUUUUAAAUCUCUUCAACCGCAGUUAGCUACACUCCUUUUACAUUUAAUUGUACGUGAUGGAGACUCAAGACCUGUGACUCCGAGCUCACUCUGCCGCAUACAGUUACAGUUUGAAAAAACGAAAGAAAUGGCAGUCAGGAGAAGUCCCCAUAUCUCUGUUUGAAAAAAAUAAAUAAAAAGAAGACAGAAAAUGUUGGGAAAUCCACGAAGAGUUAGUUAGUUGUUGGGGUGGAUGCUCGCUCCGCCUUCCCCCCCUCCCGGUGUAGUGUAUAGAGAGUGUAUAGGGGAGGGAGGGGGAGGAGGAGGGGGGAAUAGCUCGGUAGAGACCGAGAGAGAGAGAGAAGGAGAGAGAGGGAAGCGCGAGCGCAGUCGUUUGGAAUCACUCCACUUUCUCAUCACACACAGUGCAGCCGCGCGACCUGCUCCGUGCUGGACCCGGAGACGGACAGAGUUUGUGGCGGCAGAACGGUGACUGCACGUCGGGGUGGAAACUAACCGGACGGCCUCUUCUGGCAACUCCCGGACCUACCGGACUAGUGUUUCUGCUUGGGUGAUUUUUAACCGUUUUUACCUCCCCCCCCACCCCCCCCCCCGCCCCACCACCACCACCACUACCUCCCCAAGCUUAUCAUCAGCGGAGGAUGCUGUUACUGCUGUCGGUACAAACCGCCCGGUGGUAACGUUCACGGAGUAACCGUUACCAGUUAGUGACCCCCGGGUCCGGACAGGUGUUCCCCCGGCUGGGCUCCAGCCGUUCCCCCCGGAGAGAGGAAAGGACCGCCGGGUUGACGCGCAGCGCUGGUCACGACUGUAGCCUAAAACUGGACAGAAAUUGUGAGAGGAAUUGGAGGAAUAACAACCCCUGACCGGUCCGACUGGAUUGUUUAAACUGUUUUAAGGUCUUUUUUCGGCGUUGUGGAUUGUUAAUUUCGGCUUUUUUAUUUUUUUUUCUCCGGAGCGGCUCCGUCUGGGUACCGAGGAGGAUCGGAGCCUGUAGCCGGGGCUGGAGCGCUCAGAGCUGGGGAACCGCGCGGCUCUCAUCCGGUCCAGAGCGGUGCUGUCGGGUGGAGACAUGGCGGCGCCGAGGCGGGACUUUCUGCUGUUCCUCGCGGUCGCCCUGCUGGUCUCCUGCGGCGCGGCGCCCACUGACAUCCUGUACCGGGUUCCCGAGGAGCAGCCGCCCAACACGCUGAUCGGCAGCCUGGCGGCGGACCAGGGCCUGCCCGACACCGGACACCUCUACAAGCUGGAGGUGGGCUCGCCGUACCUGCGCGUGGACGGCAAGACGGGCGACAUAUACACCACAGACAUCCCCAUUGACCGCGAGAUGCUGAAAGACUGCCGCAACCUGUUUGACGGCGAGAAAUGCUUCCUGGAGUUCGAGGUGUCGAUCACCGACAUGGUGAAAGGGAUCAGCACGGGCCCGCGGCUGAUUGAGGGCCGCAUCGAGGUGCUGGACAUCAACGACAACACGCCGCAGUUCUCCUCGCCGAUCCUCACGCUGUCCAUCCCCGAGAACACGCACAUCGGCGCCCUCUUCUCCAUCCCCAUGGCGACAGACCGGGACUCCGGCGCCAACGGCGUGGCCGAGUACACGCUGACCGCGGGGCCGGACGCCGACCAGCUCUUCACGCUGCAGGUGGCCGUGGACUCGGAUGAGAAGCAGCCUCAGCUGGUCGUCAUGGGCAACCUGGACCGCGAGAAGAAGGACUCGUACGACCUGAACGUCCGCGUGGUGGACGGCGGGAAGCCGGCGAGGGCGAGCAGCGCCCUGCUGCGGGUCACCGUCACCGACCAGAACGACAACGUGCCCAAGUUUGAGAGGAGCCACUACGAAGCCGAGCUGCCGGAGAACAGCCCGCAGGGACACUCCAUCCUGCAGGUCAGAGCCAACGACGCAGACACCGGCACCAACGGAGAGAUCGACUACAGCCUCCAUCAGGCGUCGGAGGCCGUCCAGAGGCUUCUGCGCAUCGACCGCUCUACAGGCAUCAUCUACGUGAAGGGCCUGGUGGACCGCGAGGAGGAGAGCUUCCUCAAGUUCUUCGUGGUCGCCAAAGACCGUGGGCCCAAUUCCAAGAGCUCCAAGGUCCUGGUGACCGUCAACGUCAAGGACCAGAAUGACAACGCUCCGGCGAUCGAGAUCCGCGGUAUCGGCUUGGUGACGCACCACGACGGCGUUGCCAACAUCUCCGAGGACAUGCCCAUCGGCACGCCGGUGGCGUUGGUACAGGUGUCGGAUCGCGACGAGGGGGAAAAUGCGGUGGUGACGUGCGUGGUUGCCGGUGACGUCCCGUUUCAGCUGCGACCUGCGAGCGAGUCGGCCAACGAUCGGAAGAGGAAGUACUUCCUGCAGACGACUACCCUGCUGGAUUACGAGCGUGUAAAGGAUUACAGGAUAGAAAUCGUUGCCGUGGAUUCUGGGAACCCAGCCCUGUCCAGCACCAACACCCUCAAAGUGCAAGUCACGGACAUGAACGACAACACGCCAAUCUUUUCCCCCACGUUGCUCGAGGUGGACUUUCCGGAGGGCAACCAGCCGGGCGACCAAGUCCUGUAUGUCACGGCGACAGACGCAGACAGCGGCACCAACGCAGAGCUGGUCUACAGCAUCAUCGAGUCCCACGCCACCAGGCUCUUUGAAAUUGAGGCGAACACCGGUGAGAUUCGUGUGAGGAACCUGCUGGACCGGGAAGAGACGGAGCGUUACGAAUUCCGUGUGGCAGCAGCGGACAAGGGCCUUCCUAGCAAAACCGGCACCGCUACGGUCGUGAUUAACGUUCUGGACCGCAAUGACAAUGACCCCAAGUUUAUGCUGAGCGGCUACAGCUUCUCAGUCAUCGAGAACAUGGCUCCGCUUAAUCCUGUCGGCGUAGUGACUGUCACUGACGCAGAUAAGGGCGAGAACGCCCGAGUGAGGCUGUUUGUGGAACCGGACAACGGCAAGUUUGUCAUCCAGAACGGCACGGGGACGAUCCUGUCCAGCAUCUCAUUCGACCGCGAGAAGGAGAGCACCUACACCUUCCGCCUGAAGGCCGUGGACGCCGGUGACCCGCCUCGAUCCUCCUACGUGGGCGUGACAAUCAACGUCCUGGACGAGAAUGAUAACGCGCCCUACGUCACCAAACCGGCAAACUCCUCCUACGUAUACAUGUCGCCCGUCACCCCGCCAGACACCAGGGUGGAGAUCGUAAAGGCGGAGGACAUUGACUCCGGACCCAAUAGUGACCUCGUCUUCACCAUCACAGGAGGAAACCCGUACGACCUGUUCGACAUCUCGCCAAGCAGCGGCGAGAUCAAACUGAUGCAGGAGUUCACCGGGAAGCACAACGGGCUGCACCGCCUGGUGGUAAAGGUCAGCGAUAAAGGCAAACCUCCCCGCCACACCACCGCGCUCGUCCACGUUUUCGUCAACGACACCAAGUCCAACGUCUCCCUCAUCGAAGCGCUGGUCGGACACAGCCUCUACACCCCUCUGGACAGGGACAUUGCCGGAGAUCCCAACUACGCGCUCGCUCAGCGCAGCAACAUCCUGUACGGCAGCCUCGCGGGUAUCGCCGGCGUGAUUCUGGUCAUCGUGGCCGUCGUGGUCAUCCGACACCGGCUGCAGAAGGACACAAAGAGCGGUUAUCAGGCCGGCAAGAAGGAGAGCAAGGACCUGUACGCGCCCAAGCAAGGCCCCAAAAAUGGCAAAGGCAAAAAGAGCAAAAAGGGAAAAGCUCCCAAACCGGCGAAGCCACUGGAGGAGGACGAAGAGGCCAGCUUACAGAAAGGCCUCAAGUUCAACCUCAUCAACGACACCGUCAACGACAGUCCCAGAAUCCACCUGCCCCUCAACUACCCGCCGGGAAGCCCCGACUUGGGCCGCCACUACCGCUCCAACUCCCCCCUACCCUCCAUCCAGCUGCAGCCGCAGUCGCCCUCCGCCUCCAAGAAGCACCAGGCCGUCCAGGACCUCCCCGCCACCAACACCUUCGUGGGAACGGGCGACAACAACUCCACGGGCUCCGACCAAUACUCGGAUUACAGCUACAAGGCCAACCCGCCCAAAUACAGCAGCAGCAAACAGGUAGGCGACUACGCAAACACGCCAAUGUACAACAGGGACAUCUAUUGGACCAACCGGGUGUGGUAGUCACGCUGGGACUGAUUUGGCACAGCCGAUAUUCUUCCACCAAAGCUGCACUGAUUCCCCUGCACAGCACCCACUUCCAAACGGCUGUUUUACCCUUUUUUUUUAUUUUUAUUUUACUUUGGUUGUGUUCACCAUUUCUGUUCUGUUCAGUUGUUUAAAUAUUCACACCAUGAAACAAUCACAUAAGGGAUAGACCAAAUAUGGGCGUAGCAAUAUUGAUUUUUAUUGGUGACCGUAACCCCCCAACAUGAACUCUGACGAACCAGAACCAGAACUUGCUGGAGGGUUGUUUUAUAUAUUCUGUAUGUUUGUGUUGAUUAUUGUUGUUGCUCAUGUUCCACAAUGGCACGGUUAAAAUGUUCAAUUUCUUACAGUAUUUAAUUCCUGAAAUAUUACAGCACAAGAUAUUUUCAUGCUUAAAGCAAGUUAAUAACAAACAAAUAUAUAUAACGGGCAGAUUUUUGGAUAUAUGAAGAUGUAAAUUCAGAAUAAUAGGGCUGGGUUAGAAUAACCGAUUCUCCAGUUAGAGUCAUCUGAUAUCGAUUCAUAAAAAUCCCCCAAAAUCUUUUAAUGUAGGCUAGGACUGUUAAGUAAAACGUUCUGUAAACAAACUUUUUGGGGUCAAUUCUUAAUAAAACAUAAAAUUGCAUGAGGGUUGAUUCAGCAGAAGUUCUGUGAGAAUCUCUUUUAUAUCCAAGCUAUAUUGGUAUAUAUCGUAACCGAAACGUUCCUGACCUAAUAAUAUUGAAUCAAAUCGGGGCUAGGGUUGCACGAUAUGAGGAAAAUAUGCGAUACGCGACAACUUUGUAACGAUAUUACUUGCGAUAAAUUCACAGGUAUUAUAUUAUUAUUAUUAUGCUCAGUUCUCCCU